Solanum verrucosum is the source of this 879-nucleotide messenger RNA. RefSeq names its product F-box protein At3g07870-like. Bases 1 to 879 code for a protein of 292 amino acids. Lineage: Eukaryota; Viridiplantae; Streptophyta; Magnoliopsida; Solanales; Solanaceae. The record is from RefSeq and is a predicted model, not a curated record. Gene Ontology annotation, molecular function: protein binding. The transcript is spliced from 3 exons.
AUGGAUCUUCCAUGGGUGAUCAUGAUUGAAAUUCUUUCAAGAUUGCCAAUCAAGCCCAUUUUUCGAUGUAGAGCUGUUUGUAAACUCUGUGGAGGAACCGUUCAGGUGACCCCUAAGUUUCACUUCCAUCCAAGGAGUGCGAUUUUAGUUGGUUCUUGUAAUGGAUUUAUCUGUUUGGUGGGUGGUUUGACGCACAUUGAGAAUCAUUCGGUUUACAUUAACAAUCCUCUUUUUGGUGAGUAUUUCAAACUUGAAUUACCCAAAUGGGAGAUAAGUGUUACUCAAGUUGCAUAUGGGUUUUGCUUUAGCGAAGUCUCUAGAGAGUAUAAAGUAUUGAGAUUAGUUGAUAGAAAGGUUCAAGAUGAUAUUAGAGCUUCAGAAUUGGAGUAUGAUUUUGGAAAGGCUAAUGUCAAUGGUACUCUUCAUUGGAUGGAUAGCGAAAAAACUGACAGCAUUUACUGUUUCGAUGUUGAGACAGAAAAGAUCAAGUCCCUGCUUGCUCCACCUGGUUUGGAAACUCCAUCCUCGAACUUGAGGCUAGCAGAGUUGGGGAACUGUCUGUGUUUGACUGAUAAUAUCCACAUAUGGAAUGUUAAUAUUAAUAUAUGGUGGAUGAAAGAGUAUGGCAUUGCAGAAUCUUGGACUAAAAAUAGCAUUUUGGUGGAAUCUAUUCCGCGUGGUAUGGUUAACUAUAGUUUUGAACCUAUAUUUAUUUGGAAAGAUGGAGAAAUCUUGUUCCAAAGUUGCUCAAAACUAGCUUGGUACAACCCAGAAAUGAAGACGUUUAGGGUGGUUAAUGUUGACAGUGAUGUCAUUGCAUCAACUAAAUACACUCCAAGCUUAUAUUCGCUCAAGACGGUCAUGGGGGACGACUUUUAA